ACUGCACCUGCCUACAAGUAGAACUUGGGAGGGGAUCUGGGGGUGAUGUGGGAUACUCCAAAAACGAAACGUAUUGCUACAUUGAGUCGUGUUCAGGGGCGGACUGACAACUCAUGGGGCCCCCGGGCAAUAGGGGAUCAUGGGGCCCCUGUGUCCUUGCCCAAACUCAAAAAAGCCUAUGAAAAAGGUACCAGGGGCAUCUCAUGGGGCCCCCUACUGAUCCUGUGCCCUCGGGCAGUGCCCGAGUUUCCAAAUGGUCAGUCCUCCCCUGGUCGUGUUGUAAUGUCA
Messenger RNA from Staurois parvus, 288 nucleotides. The record is from the annotation of a GenBank genome assembly. Lineage: Eukaryota; Metazoa; Chordata; Amphibia; Anura; Ranidae.